This is a messenger RNA of Colletotrichum godetiae, 1476 nucleotides long. RefSeq names its product major facilitator superfamily transporter. Bases 1 to 1476 code for a protein of 491 amino acids. Gene Ontology annotation, cellular component: membrane. The transcript has 9 exons. Gene Ontology annotation, biological process: transmembrane transport. The record is from RefSeq and is a predicted model, not a curated record. NCBI's taxonomy places the organism in Eukaryota, Fungi, Ascomycota, Sordariomycetes, Glomerellales, Glomerellaceae. Gene Ontology annotation, molecular function: transmembrane transporter activity.
AUGAACAAGCAACAGGCCGGAGACGUCCCUUCGGAAGGAAUGGAGGAGAAGACUGGGCAGAUUGUUGAUCUUGCGGAUGGUUAUACCCCUGAAGAGGAAAAGGAAGUUCUCCGCAAGAUCGACCUGGCCAUCCUGCCAAUGAUGUGCUUUGUCUUCUUCUUGCAAUACUUGGAUAAGCAAAGUCUUAGUUACGCCAGUGUUUUCGGUCUCAUCACCGACCUGAAUCUUACUAGCACGCAAUACUCGUGGUGUUCCUCCAUCUUCUACUUGGUAUCGGAAUAUCCCUUCAUCUACUUGAUGAGCAGAUUCCACCUCACCAAGUUCGUCGGAGUCACUGUCGUAAUAUGGGGCAUCAUCUGUAUGUGUCUUGCAGCCCCGCACAAUUAUGCCGGAUUCGCCGCCGUUCGAUUCCUCCUAGGUUUCGCCGAAGGAGCUGUGUCUCCAGCCUUUAUCACGAUUACAAGUAUCUGGUACCGGAGCAACGAGCACGCUCUUCGAACAGCCCUCUGGAUCACCAUGAACGGCCUCGCUCAAAUCUGCGGUUCGCUCCUGAUGUACGGCAUCGCCAAGAACACCCACGCCAUCGCCCCGUGGAGAGUUCUGUUCCUCGUCUGUGGCGCAAUCACUUCUGCCGCGGGCGUUCUCUUUUACCUAUUCAUGCCCAAUGGCCCCAAGGAUGCGUGGUUCUUGAACGAGCGUCAGAAGCAAGUUCUGUCCAUGCGCAUGGCCAAGGACCGCGAAGGUGGCGACAAGACCUCCUUUUCUAUGACGCAGCUCAAAGAGGCUGUCUUUGACAUCAGGACCUGGUUUGUUUUCUGGUUCGGUGUUUUGGUGACCAUGCAGUCUCCAGUCCUUACGUUUGCUUCACUCGUCAUCAACAGCAUUGGCUACGACAAGUAUGAGACCAUGCUUUACACUGCUCCAUCUGGCGCGGUUCAAAUUGCAAUGUUGUGGAUUGGUGUCUGCGGUUGCCUGCUCUUCCCCAAACAGCGGAGUUUGGUAGCUCUCGUUCUCAUCCUGCCGCCCCUUAUUGGCAACGUCCUCCUUAUGAAGCUGUCAACCAAUGCCGGAUGGGGUAUGAUUGCUGCAUCCUGGAUUGCAUCAUGCAUCACAGCUGUUUGGUCCAUCCUUCUCUCACUCACGGCCUCAAACGUUAAGGGAAACACGAAACGCGCCAUCGUCAACGCAAUGUUCUUCGUCGGGUACUGUGCAGGCUGCAUUGGCGCACCUCAGCUCUGGACUAAGAAGCCACGAUACUUCAAUGGUGUUGUCACAGCAAUUGUCACAUGGUGCUUGCUGUUUGUCGAAAUCAUCGUGUACAGAUACCUUUGUGCAAAGGACAACAAAAAGAGAGACGCUGCCCAAUCCGAUGGUCAGGAAAUCCAGAGCCAGGAUGAGGUCAUCCUGGAUGCAGGCGGUGCCCCUGAGAGCGACUUGACAGACAAACAGGACAAGCUCUUCAGAUACAGUAUUUAA